UAUACUCUAUCCACCUAUCUUCUUUACUCUCCAUCUUCGGUCCGCCUCCCCCUCUCUCCCUAUUUAUUCCAGUUCCCUCUCCCCAUCCCCCUCUCUGAUGAAGGAUCUAGGCCCGAAACGUCAGCUUUGUGCUCCUGAGAUGCUGCUUGGCCUGCUGUGUUCAUCCAGCCUCACAUUUUAUUUCCUUGUCACUGUUUGCUCAAGGCGUGCUUGGACUCUCGAUUUUCUUCUCCUGAAAGGAUCUGGACAUCACUUAGUCCGCACAUGGAGUGUUAUGGACGGAAGUGCAGAUAUCAAGUUGCAUAUAUUGUUAUUAUCAUCGUCAGCAUAUCUUAUCCUACAACACAAGGAGCUAAUAUAUUGAUUGUACCUGCAGAAGGAAGUCAUUGGGUUAAUAUGCGAAUUCUUAUGAAGGCACUGAAACUUAAUGGGCACAACAACACUGUACUUUAUUUCUCAACGUUCUGGUAUGCUGAAGAGAUGCCUGAUCUAUGUCAUUCAAUUGUUGUACAGCCACUGGGAGACAUUAGGAAAACUGCAAGUCAAGAGAUUUCUCAGGGUUUUGUACAAAAAUCUUUGGAUAUUUUACAGAAUGGCUCCACACCAUGGGGUUUCAUCAAGCACCAAUAUGAACUAAUGACUUUAGUCCAUAAUGCUCAUACUUAUCUUCAAAAUCUUAGCAAUGCUCUUUUUCAGAACAGAAGUUUGUUAAAUGAACUUGAAAAUACACACUUUGACAUGAUGAUUGCUGAUCCUGUAUUUCUUGUCGGUCCAAUGCUUGCUUAUUAUUUGAAGCUGCCUUUGGUGUAUAAUGUUCGUUGGCUCAGCAGUGGAGAAGCUCAUUUUCGAAUUGCCCCAUCACCACUGUCCUACAUCCCAGUCCUUGGUUCACAAUUGACAGAUAAAAUGAGUUUCCUCCAAAGAUCUAAAAAUUUCAUGCUAUACUUGCUUCAAACAUCUGUUUCAGAAUUUAUUUUUCAUCGAAUAUACAACAAACUCUGCUAUCACUAUCUGGGCCCAGAUACAGACAUUGAGACUGUUCUCCUCAGGGCAGAUGUGUGGCUGAUGAGAGUGGAUUUUAUAUUUGAAUUCCCAAGACCCACCAUGCCAAAUAUUGUUUAUAUUGGAGGAUUCCAGUGCAAACCAUCCAAGCCUUUACCUCUAGAGUUUGAAGAGUUUGUCCAGUCCUCAGGGGAACAUGGGAUUAUUGUCAUGUCACUGGGGACCAUUGUUAGCUCUUUGCCAAUGCAUAUUACAGUGCAAAUAGCAGAGGCCUUUGCUCAAGUACCUCAGAAAGUUAUCUGGAGAUAUGAUGGAAAUAUCCCUCCCAACAUUGGAAAUAAUACACUACUGGCAAAAUGGAUCCCUCAGAAUGAUCUACUCGGGCACCCAAAGACACGAGCCUUUAUUGCUCACGGUGGCACCAAUGGGCUUUAUGAAGCCAUCUAUCAUGGGGUGCCAGUAGUUGGCAUACCUCUAUUUUAUGAUCAAUUUGAUAAUUUACUCCGACUUGAAAUCCGAGGUGCAGCAAAAGUGAUUAACAUUGCAACCUUGCAGUCAACAGAUCUAUUGGAGGCACUGAAUGAGGUUAUACAUAACACCACUUAUCAGGAGAACAUGCACAAACUCUCUGCACUGCACAGAGACCAACCUGAGACUCCGAUGGAGAGAGCUAUUUUCUGGAUUGAGUAUGUUGCUCGACACGAAGGGGCAGCACAUUUACGCUCGGAGUCUUACCAACUCCCCUGGUACGUUUACUAUAGUGUAGAUGUGAUGAUCUUCCUGUUGUUCCUGUUCCUCAUGGGUACAGUGGUGACGGCCCUACUAUUGAAAAAGCUUUGUCACAUCUCUCGGAAGAAAAAGCAAAAAACCCAGUAAGAUUAAUUUGUUUGAAUUGGAAGAGACUCUUUGAUAACUUUCAAUUCAUCAAUGGGCAUUUCAUCCAGCAUCUAAUUGUCUAGUUGGAACUAAUUUGAAUCAAUGCUUUGAGGAAAGUAUCACAGAGUGAAAUGCCAGUUAAUACUCGUUCUCGUGAGUAGAUAUAGACAUGGAAAUGUUGUACUUAAAUUUUAAAGAAACAAUGCUUAUUUCAAAACAAACCAUCAUAUUGGUUCACAUGCAGUCAUUGUUUAAAGCAAGAUAAAGUCAGAAGUCACAUGACAUCAGGCUUUAGUUCAGAUUUAUUUGAAAUCACAAGCAUUUGGAGCACUGCUCCUUCAUCAAAUGAUGACUUCACCUUACAGGGUAGCAAGUGCUCAGAAAGCUUGUGAUUUCAAACAAACCUUUUGGACUAUAAUCCAGUUUCGUGUGACUUCUGACUUUGUCCACAUCGGUCCAACGCGCCCACCUCCACAUCAUGGUUAGUAUAAUACUGUGAAGAUUUUGGAUUUCAUUGAUAGAGGAGACAAUUUCCCUCAAUUUCCUGGAGUCAGCUGAAUUUUCUCAAGAAAACUCUGCUUUGUUUGGUCUUUUACUUGCUUCCUCAGUGCUGCGAGACAUUGGUAAUGCUCUUGUGUUGACAUGUUCAAAGUAAGCUUUGGUUUCAUAAACUUCAGUCUGUCAUGCAAUUAUUUCCUCAUCUGCUACAAGGACAAUUUAUCGCACAAAUGACUUUCUUUUCCUCCAUUGAAUAUCUUGAGCAGCACCCUCUUAAAAAUGACGUAAAAUUUAACAUUAGUAAAUCUUUUCUGUCUCAUAUUUCUAGUUGUAUUUUAUGCUGAGUGCAUUUGGAUUGAGUGGUUACUGUGAUUAUCAGAGCUAAUCUCAGGUGGGAUCAUCACAAUUCCUGAAAGUUAGAAACGUUGGUGUUGAACAGCAAACACUGCAUCAUUGAACAAUGGGAAGGCAAAUACAUUUGCAGUGGUAUACUGAA
Messenger RNA from Stegostoma tigrinum, 2872 nucleotides. Its product is annotated as UDP-glucuronosyltransferase 2A1-like. Lineage: Eukaryota; Metazoa; Chordata; Chondrichthyes; Orectolobiformes; Stegostomatidae. The coding region runs from base 265 to 1878 and encodes 537 amino acids. Gene Ontology annotation, molecular function: UDP-glycosyltransferase activity. The transcript has 2 exons. The record is from RefSeq and is a predicted model, not a curated record.